This is a messenger RNA of Diceros bicornis minor, 939 nucleotides long. Its product is annotated as olfactory receptor 1052-like. Bases 1 to 939 code for a protein of 312 amino acids. The transcript has a single exon. Lineage: Eukaryota; Metazoa; Chordata; Mammalia; Perissodactyla; Rhinocerotidae. The record is from RefSeq and is a predicted model, not a curated record. Gene Ontology annotation, molecular function: olfactory receptor activity; G protein-coupled receptor activity; odorant binding. Gene Ontology annotation, biological process: G protein-coupled receptor signaling pathway; sensory perception of smell. Gene Ontology annotation, cellular component: membrane.
AUGGCUGGUUGGAAUCAUCCAGGCGUGAAGGAAUUCCUUCUAGUAGGUUUAACUGAAAAUCCUAAAUUGCAGAUCCUUCUCUUUUUACUUUUCAUCAUUAUUUAUUUCAUCACUCUGAUAGGUAAUUGGGGGAUGAUCAUACUGAUCUGGUUAAAUGCCCAACUUCAUACUCCAAUGUACUUCUUCCUUAGCAACCUCUCCUUUUGUGAUAUCUGCUACUCUACUGUCUUUGUGCCUAAGAUGCUGGUCAAUUUCCUAUCAAAACACAAGUCCAGCACGUUUUCUGGCUGUGUUCUACAGAGUUUCUUUUUCUUAGUGAAUGUGACCACGGAAGGCAUCCUCCUGUCUAUGAUGGCUUACGAUCGCUAUGUAGCAAUAGUCAAUCCCUUGUUGUAUGCAGUCAUUAUGACCCAAAGGGUUUGUAUUUGGAUGGUCUUUGCAUCUUACUCGGGUGGUCUCAUUAACUCACUGACACACACAGUAGGUUUGCUCAAACUAGACUUCUGUGGUCCUAACAUUGUGAAUCAUUAUUUCUGUGACAUCCCCCCUCUUCUGAGGCUCUCUUGCUCUGAUACAUAUAACAAUGAAAUGCUGCUUUUGAUAUUCUCUGGGGUCAUUGCAAUGUUCACUUUCAUUAUCAUCAUGAACUCUUAUAUGUGUAUCAUCAUUGCCAUCCAGAGAAUCUGCUCAGCUGAGGGGAGACGCAAAGCAUUUUCCACUUGUGCCUCCCACCUGACUGCUGUGACCCUGUUCUAUGGGUCUGUGAUCUUUAGUUACAUCCAGCCAAGCUCUCAAUAUUCCCUGGAACAGAAGAAGGCCUCUGCUGUGUUUUAUACAUUGGUGAUCCCCAUGCUAAACCCACUGAUUUAUAGCCUAACGAAUAAGGAUGUGAAAGAUGCAGCAAAAAGGUCAAUAUGGUGGAAGAGAACCCCCACCUGA